CUACCAAUGUGCUGCCACCAAACUCGGCAGUGACGGAGUUGCUAGAGAGAGGAGACCGAAAGUCUCUCGUUCUUUAUUUUUCUUUACUCUGUCUUAAUUUCAGCUUCUGUUUCCUAUAUUUGCGCUUUCAUGUGGUCAAAGAUCAUGUUACUCAGAGAGAGGGAGAGAGGCGAGGGAAGGUGUUUUGGCUGGUUUGGCAUGUGGGUCCACUGCAAAUCCCUGUAAAUUUCGAAAAUAUAAAAGGAGAAUUGAUGAGAACUUGAUGGAGGCUGAAACGUGGAAUUGUUUGACUGAAGCCCCACGUUCCCCUGCGAGGCCUCUACUUAUUCUCUCCCGCUCUCACGAUCCUCCUCUCCCUCUCUCUCUCUAUUCAGGAGUAGUCUGCCGUCCGCUCUCCGUAGUUUGUGAAGCUUCUUUCUUGUAGUUAUACGACUCUCCAGCGUUUCCACUUCUGAUGAGAUGAGUGUCUCAAAGUUCAUCAAGUGUGUGACGGUGGGAGAUGGCGCUGUAGGAAAGACUUGUAUUCUCAUCUGCUACACCAGCAACAAGUUCCCGACUGAUUAUAUCCCUACAGUUUUUGACAACUUCAGUGCCAACGUGGUGGUGGAUGGCAACAUUGUAAAUUUAGGCCUGUGGGACACAGCAGGCCAAGAAGAUUACAGUAGGCUAAGGCCACUGAGUUACAGAGGCGCUGAUGUGUUUGUUUUGGCCUUUUCUUUGGUCAGUAAGGCAAGUUAUGAAAACGUCCUGAAAAAGUGGAUGCCUGAGCUUCGUCGUUUUGCCCCCAAUGUUCCAAUUGUUCUUGUUGGAACCAAGUUGGAUCUGCGUGAAGAUUGUGUGGCUGAUCAUCUGAUUGCUGCUUCAGUAACAACAGCUCAGGGGGAGGAGCUUAGGCGGCAAAUUGGAGCUGCUGCAUAUAUUGAAUGUAGUUCGAAGACACAACAGAACAUUAAAUCCAUCUUUGAUACAGCAAUCAAGGUUGUUCUUCAACCUCCACGAAGAAAGGAAACUAUUAAGAAGAAAAAGAAGAGAAGCUCUGGUUGUUCAAUCAUGAGCAUAAUGUGUGGAGGCACAUGCACUGUUUAAUGUUGAGUUCACAUGGAUCAAGGAUCUUGAGGCUUGUGGAUAUGCAAUGUCACGCUCUUGUACUUUCUAAAUUAGACUGACCCCAUUAGAUGUAUUAUUGAUACAUCUUCUCUCUGUUGUUUAGAAUAGACUUUGAUAGAUAGGCAACACAAAUCUGAUCUGUCGUCAAGUGCUUAAAUGUCGAAGAAGAAUGUGUUUCGUUCAAGGAAAACGGAAGUAUGUAUUAUCUAUCAAUCCAGACUUUUUCAUCUUCAUUUGAAACAUGUUAUGGAAAAAAUUCAAAAUACA
Messenger RNA from Nymphaea colorata (pocket water lily), 1374 nucleotides. RefSeq names its product rac-like GTP-binding protein 2. The coding region runs from base 460 to 1086 and encodes 208 amino acids. Gene Ontology annotation, molecular function: protein kinase binding; GTPase activity; GTP binding. The transcript has 8 exons. The record is from RefSeq and is a predicted model, not a curated record. NCBI's taxonomy places the organism in Eukaryota, Viridiplantae, Streptophyta, Magnoliopsida, Nymphaeales, Nymphaeaceae. Gene Ontology annotation, cellular component: cytoskeleton; cell projection; cytoplasmic vesicle. Gene Ontology annotation, biological process: regulation of actin cytoskeleton organization; cortical cytoskeleton organization; regulation of cell shape.